ACUUUCUACGUGGGCAUCACGCAACAUAGGUCUCUGCUCGCAUCUGUAAUCAUUCUCAGCACACUACACGUUUACCUCGUCGUAUUUUAUUAUUACAGUCGAUUGCCCAUCCGUUUGGUCGGCGUUGCGGUGUUCCUGCGAAGUUUAGUUACGUGUAAGACCACGCUCCGGUCGCCACUAGUCAGAUCCUUCGGGAAUUUUCUAUACGGAGCAAAGAGCUACGUGAUUCCUUCGUAAUGUCAUCGAAAUUGAACCGUCGCGACAAACAAGACGACGAACAGAUAGUUAUGCUGAGACGCGCUUUCAGCAUGUUCGACUCUCAGAAGCAAGGGAAGAUCGAGAAAGACAAAAUCAGGACCAUCCUCAAUACUAUGGUGCACAAUUACGAUGACCUAGAGCUCGAUAGGAUGCUGGACAGCGAAGAUGCAGAUGGCAGCGGGAAGCUGAACUUCGAUUCCUAUGUUCGCGUGGCUCUUCAUUUCCUCGACGAAGACGACGAAGCUCUUCAAAAAGAGCUUAAAGAGGCUUUCCGGUUGUAUGACAAAGAAGGUAAUGGCUACAUUCCAACAUCGAGCCUCCGCGAGAUCCUGGCCGCCUUGGACGAUCAGCUGACCCCAGAUCAGUUGAACGAGAUGAUAGCCGAAAUCGACACCGACGCAUCCGGAACCGUAGACUUUGACGAGUUCAUGGAAAUGAUGACGGGCGACUAAAUAGCUACAAAUAGAGGAUGGCUAGCUAUUUAUUACGCAGAUAUAGAAUUUAAUAAAAAUAAAUAUUUGUUUUUAA
This is a messenger RNA of Bombyx mori (domestic silkworm), 786 nucleotides long. RefSeq names its product troponin C. Gene Ontology annotation, molecular function: calcium ion binding. Gene Ontology annotation, cellular component: myosin II complex. Lineage: Eukaryota; Metazoa; Arthropoda; Insecta; Lepidoptera; Bombycidae. The record is from RefSeq and is a predicted model, not a curated record. The coding region runs from base 237 to 710 and encodes 157 amino acids. The transcript has 6 exons.